This is a messenger RNA of Lagopus muta (rock ptarmigan), 6176 nucleotides long. It is a transcript of the gene METTL22, whose product is annotated as methyltransferase 22, Kin17 lysine. Gene Ontology annotation, cellular component: nucleus. The record is from RefSeq and is a predicted model, not a curated record. Gene Ontology annotation, biological process: protein methylation. The transcript has 18 exons. Lineage: Eukaryota; Metazoa; Chordata; Aves; Galliformes; Phasianidae. Bases 1446 to 2627 code for a protein of 393 amino acids. Gene Ontology annotation, molecular function: protein methyltransferase activity.
GACUGAGGCUGGGGAGAGAUCUUUUGUGGGAGAUUCCUCCUUGGUGAAGUUUUUCUCUGUGAUCCUGGAAUCUUCUGAUGUGGAGGACAGACUGCCAUUUUAACUCAGUUAUGCCAAAGAUCCAACAACGUGGUCCACAGAAUGAAGCUUCUGAAAUGUGGAUGGUGUGACAACAGAUCUCUGAUCCAUCAUUGAAUUAUUUGAUAAACUUCAAUCAGCAGAAGCAAGCAAGAUUCACAAGAAGUUCCUUUGUAGGAAAGCCCAAACUCACCGAUAGUAAAUGAAAGCCUUCUGAGAAUAAAAUCCUGAAGAAAACUGUACUAAACUAAAUUACAUGCUGGAUGAGCUUUGGCACUGAAUCUCCCAAAGUUUAUGAAAUUACUGCACACAGCUUUCUAAGGAAUCAUGAAAAGUGAAGAAAGACCUGGUACUAAUUCACGCCACACUGUGCUACACGGCGCUCCUGGCUGCAUCGCACCUGUUGAUGUUUAUGUGCCAAGGUACAUCACGCCAACUGCAAUGGCAAGGAAGGUACAGCUGCAAUUGAGCCUGCAAACAGGACAGCUGCAUCUCAGGGAGCGCUGCUCUCCAGCACCAGGCCAGGAACCCGCUUCAACCGCUGGAGCAAAAGUAGAGGAGAUGUUUGAAAGCUUUGCACGUCGCGUGGCCGCUGCAGCCCACCAGUCGCUCCGUGCUGCACAGCAAGGAGAGGAAACAGCUGUGGGUCGGUGUACUUCGGGCAGUACAGCAGCAGGGAUCAUCUUGACCGACGCGUGCUACCAGGAGGAAGAGACGCAGGCAUCUGAAGCGACACGUCCCUUAGCAGCACUGGGGUAACACACAAACUGCAGAACAGAAGUUGCAGGCAAAGGCCGACGACUCUUGCUGCCAGGAGAAACACAGCCCCAGUGAUCACUUCUGCGACAAAAGAGAUCCAGACCAGUGCCAGAGACCAGCCAAACCUGAUGUCGAUUUCUACCAGGACAUCCUUACUCCUCAGGAGGCAGACAGCUUCUUCAAAGGCAGCAGCUGAAUAUGCAAUGUAGACUCCAAUCCCGGGGAAAUGUUUGCGCCUUAGAACAGAACCGGCGGAGCCGCGGGCACGGGGCAGCGAGGAGGGUUGCUGUUUGUUUCUGUGGAGAAAAAUAGAGAACUGAGAGACACGCGGGAUACGUUCACCGAUUGCCCUUCUGGUGGGGGCACGUGAGAGGAGCCAGGUUUUUCCAGGAAGAGCCAGUACUUGUACAAAAUGUUGGAGACCCCCAUGCACAGCCCCGUAUCUCAUCAGGGCGCAGUGGAGACUGCGUGACUGCAGCUUGCCCAAGGCCUUGGAAGCUGUGCCAUGAGGUUGUGCUGAGCAGAGCAGUUCCAUGGCAGCUGUGCUUCACAGUGGGCUGCCUGGCGACAGCGGCUGUCCCCAUAGGUGUCCCUCUCACUGACGUACCAUGGGAGAUGUCACGGAGAAGGAGAUGGAUAACCUCACGUUCAAAAGUGACACCGUCCUUUCUGACGUGCACUUGCACUGUCCCAACAAAAGUCAUCUCAUGGUACGAUUGAAUGCGGUUGGGCAGCCAGUGUUCCUGUCGUAUUUCAAAUUCCUUUGGAACACAGAUGAUUGGGCCUCUGAGAAGUAUGCAAGAGAAACUACAACUGAAAGAGAACACCAGUACAGAAGUGGAGAUGAACUAACUAACAAGGACGGGAAUAAUCUGAAAUAUGAAAAGGAAUUGAACAGUGAAGGAAUAGAAGCUCUGCUAGAUGAGGACGGAGACUUGGAAGUGGUCAGAAGGCCUCAAAGAGCCAGUGACUCAGAGACAGAGGAUCUUAUGAGGGAUAGAGUAUAUCCUGUAAUUCUGAUGAGAGGAAAAGAAAAUGCAUUUGAAGAAGAAGAACAAGAAUGCACUUGCAGCAGUGUUGUUAAAAUAGAGCAUACUAUGGCAACCCCCUUAGAAGAUGUUGGUAAACAAGUGUGGCGUGCAGCCUUUCUUCUUGCUGAUUACAUUCUGUUUAAACGGGAUAUGUUCAGGAGUUGCACAGUGCUGGAGCUUGGAGGUGGCACAGGAAUUGCAAGCAUCAUCAUGGGAAUGAUUGCUAGCAGAGUUUAUUGCACAGAUGUUGGUGAAGAUCUUUUGGCCAUGUGUGAAAAAAAUGUUGCAUUAAACAAGCACCUGAUGGAACCAGGAGGAGGAGAAAUUAAAGUGAAAGAACUGGACUGGCUGAAAGAUGAAUUCUGCACUGAUCCAGAAGCGCUCUAUAGCUGGUCUGAAGAAGAGAUUGCAGAUUUGCAUGACCACUGCACUGUGAUAAUGGCAGCUGAUGUGUUCUAUGACGAUGAUCUGACAGAUGCCUUCUUCAGAACGCUGUAUAGAAUCACACAUAACUUGAAACAUUCUUGCACAGUUUUCCUGGCCAUAGAAAAGAGGCUGAAUUUCACUUUAAGACAGAUGGAUGUUACGUGUGAAGCCUACAGUCAUUUUCGAAGUACUCUAAAUGAUUUGGAGAACCUUCAUGAUGGAAAAAUGAAAUACAGCGUGGAACCCAUUAAGCCUGAUUUCUGCCAGUUUCUUACUUAUGAAAGGAUUGAGCAGUUGGAAUUGUGGAAGAUCAUGGCUGAUCGGCUAACGUGACAGGGACAUGAGAAAAUAGAAGAUCUUAAUCUAACGAUAAUAUUUUGGGUAGUGUUUUAUUGAAAAAUUUCCUGUUGGAUGUGAGUUCUCAGAAACUAAUUCCCUGCAGAUUUGCCUUACCUCAGCAAGUCUUGUUUUUUUGGCUCUUAGGAUGUGGUUUCUUUGCUUCUGUUACGAAACUGGUUAACGUUGAUCUUCAGAGGACGUGCUGGCUGAGAAGCUGUGGCAGUGACGCAGAGCUGCACAUUCUCUGGGACUGAUGACUUAGGCUUUAGUUUCUAACACAGAGGUAUUUUGCCUUCAUCUGUGUGGCCAAUUUGCAGACGUCACACGUGUUACUUUCUAGUUUUCUGAACUUGGAUACACUUCUCAGUCUUAGCAGAGUUGCACGUUAUUUGUAUUUAUGGACAGGUGUGAAACAGUCUAUGGGCAAGCCCUGUUUGUCAUUCACGGACUUCCAUUUAAGCAGUCUCUGUAUGAAACCUUCAUUUUGGGUUGGUCUUAUCUGAAUCAUUCUAGCUUAGGGCACCUGUCUCAAUGGAAAGGAGGCAAAGUGCAUUUAGUUGAAGCCUCCUCAAAUGUUCCACAGAAAUCUUAGAGCUGGGUUGUCCUAGUGGCAUUCUAAGCUUGCCAGGCUGAGGAUGGGAAGGGGAAGUGAUGUACUCCUCUCUCUUAAAACGUUGGAGUUCUCAUUGUGUAUGUGUGAGGCUGGGAAGACGGUGACCCAGAAUGUCUUGCCUCUGCAAAUGGGGCUUUCAGCCCCUUAGCUUUUGGAUUAAAGUAUAACAGAUUUAUCAGUUCUCCUCUGUGUUAUUAAUGAAACCAAAAAUCAUUGUGUUUAUACUCAUUACAAAUUCUGUGUGUACUAUAGUGUUUAUGUUUAUUUCACUUGCCAUAUGUGCACUGUCACUUACAUUCUUGUGCCUGCUGGAUUCUUUAGCAUUGUGAGAAUGUCAUGAUAAAACUGUUCCAGCCUGUGACACGUGGGAGUGUGUGUGUCACAUAGAAGAAUCUGGUUGUCUUUGUGAAAGUCUGUUUUACGUUUGAUUUAGUUUGGUCCUUUUAGGCCAAUUAUUUCCUAAUGCAGGAGCAUUAAGGUAUAUUUUGCAUCAACAUAUCAUAUAUUUUAUAUCAUAUAUUUUUCUCUAUUUUUCAUGUUGCUUAAUGAGAUGAAAGGUCUUUAGAGAACGAUGAUGGCUUUUUCCUGCGAGUAAAACCAAAGUAAAAAUUACAUUAUAUUGGUAUGUAUCUGCCUAGAUUAACGUAGAACAUUUCUCUCACAAUUCUCAUUUAAACAUCAAAGAUAAACAAACAAAAUACCUGUAUCUUAAUCCAGGGAUUCCCAACUAGAGUUCUUAUUCCUGGUUCGCUCACUGAUUUUGACAACACACCACCUCUUCUGUCCUGAGAGACCCCCGUUCAUGAUGGAACACUCUAAAUGUGCUUUGUGGACAUCCUGUGUCUGUUUUUAUGGACCUUUCACAGGGGUGGCCCACAGACUAAGUGAAUGAUAUCUUUGUAUACGUUGAAGGGUGCUGAUUAAUCUGUUGGUUACGGUGGGACCUGAGCACUACUGAAGUGGUGUGGAAUAAGGGAUGGAUAUCAUACUGUUUUUGGCUGAGAUAGAGUUUAUUUUCUUCAUAGUGGCUUGGACUGUGCUGUGUUUUGAAUCUGUGAUGAGAAUGAUGUUGUAACACACCAGUGUUUGAGUUGUUGCUGAGCACUGGUCGUACAUCAAGGUCUCUAUUUCUGGUGAUGCCCUUGCAGGAUGUGGGUGAGGCACAGCCAGGACAGUGAGCCCCAGCUGCCCAGCAGCAGAUUCCAUACCUCCUGAUGUCCUGAUCAGGAAUAAAAGCUGGAGGACAGAUGAGAUGGGGGUGUCCUGGAGUUGUGGUGUUUGUCUUCCCAAGUAGCCACUGCUCAUGAUGGACCCUUGCUGCCCUGGCUCACAGACAGCAGUGAUUGGAUUCCUUGUGCUUUGCUUGCUUGAACAGCUUCUGCUUUACCUGUUAAAUUGUCUUCAUCUCAAACCAUGGAUUGUUCUCACCUUAACUGUUCCAGUUCUCUCCCCCAUCCCACUUAAGUGGAAUAGCCUAGCUGCUCUGUGGGGUGGAGUAGCUGCCAGGGUUAGACUGCAGCAGUUGGUUUGUGAUGUUAUUUACUUGGUGGGUUAACUGAAGAGAACUUCUUUUGAAUGCAUCUGCAACUUAAGUAGUGAUUUUUUUUUUUUUUUUUUUUUUUUUUUGAAGGUUCAGCAGCAAGAAAUGAAUUUGAGCUGAUGUAAGAUAGUCUUGUAUACUUACAGAAACUCAUCCAGGCAAGGAGAUGCUGUGAAUCUGUUCAGUGUAGAAUUCAAGCAUUUACCACAACUGGUUUAAAUUAGCAUCUGAAAAAAAAAUAACAUCUGUGUCUUUGGCUGAGUAACUACAAACAUCACUGCUUUCUGGAAGUAAGCGAAAGUAGCAUUUCCUCCUAAAAACGUGGAGCUAAUCCUGCUGUUGAAGGGAGUCUCAGGGUUCAGUGUCUGAGGCUGUAAGUAUAGGCAGCAGUAGAUAUAGUUGCCUUAAACCAGUUUCAGAUCACCCAAGAGAGGAAACAGUCACAAUCUGAUCAUAAAGAAGAAAUUUUUUCCCCUUUCUGAGGAUCAGGGCUCCCCAAAUGCUACAAAGACAGUGAUCUGCAAGAUGCUUCCCUUGCAGCUGCCAGCCCUUAAGUGAGGUUAUGGUCACACAGGUGAAUUGCUCACAGCUGUGCUCCCAGGACUGGCUACACCCCUUCACCAGCUGCUCCAUCAGGCCAUGACCCAACCCUUCCCAUACCGCGGUGUAAAGGUCAGCUUGUACAUUUGGAUAUGACACUUAUGACAGAUGGUAAGGAAUAGCCAGAAACAGGCAGUAACUGGGAACAGGAGAGUUGCAAAGAGCCUUAAAAUGCCCUAGCUUUGCAGUGUUAGUGAGAGAGAAGCACGGACUGACCUGCCAGAGAACUGGUAAGGGUAUCACCACCUCAGUCUUGUCUGGAAUCAUGCUGUACGUGGGUCGUGCUCAGCACAUAAGUUUACACCUUCAGCAGUCUGUUGUCUGUUAGGGUUAGAAACAGGAAAUGGUUUAAUGUUCAGUGUGCAGAUCAUAAUUGGGAAUCUAGCUAGUGCCUGAAAUGAUAAUAUUUCUAGCACGUUGUCUGUAUUUAUAUGAUCAGGAAGGUGGGUUUUUUUUCCUAAUAAGGCAUGAUCUUGAAAAUAAUGUGCUUGUGGGGUGGUGCAUCUGAAUUUUGCACUUCCAAUGAAGUGCAUUUUCUUGGCAGCACAAGAAACUGUCCCAGCUGAUCCCUCGGGACCUUGUUGAGCAGAUCACCACUCUGCUGCUCCGGGGCUGGAGAGCUGCUGAUUGAGGAGCUGCGUGGGAAGCCCAGCACAGCCAUGUCCAGGUGUGGGUCGGGCUGCGGGACCUGCAGGCUGGCAGGUGCAUGCCAACAUCAUCUAUUCUCUUAGCUCUCAAAGCAGAAUCAUAGUUAUCUAAGAACCUAGACGAGUGUUUGCACCGCUUAUUA